UGUCACGAUCAUGAUCGAAGAGACUUGGCUCACUUUGUGGAAGAAUUAACGUUGCAAUUCAGUUGUGAUCUUACAGAAGAAUCAACUUUCAUUUUUGAAUACUAUCGUACAAAAAAAAAAAAAACGAUGGGAGAGGCUGUUCUUGCGGCAUUUCUCUCGGUGCUGCUUGAGAAGUUGGCGGAUCGCGAGGUCAUUGAGUACUUCGGACACCUUAAGGGGGUCGACAAAAAGGUGCUGGAGAAAUGGAGAAGAACGUUGACUGCAAUUGACGCGGUGCUGAGUGAUGCGGAGGAGAAGCAACUAACACAAAGAGCAGUGAAACUAUGGCUAGAUGAUCUCAGUGAUUUGGCUUACGAUGUUCAAGACAUAUUGGACAUAUUUGAUACUAAAUUGCUGAAGCGAAGGAUAGAAAGACAACAAGGAAGCACAAGUAAUUCAUGGAUCAGCUACCUCUCUAAACCCAAGUUCAAUUUUAGUGUGAACUCAGAAAUCAAGAAGAUAAGUGAUAAACUAGAAGAGAUAACUACUCUAGAAAAGCAGUUUGGUCUGAAGAAACUUGGAUUGUCUACCAAGCCAUGGAAAAUGCCACAAACUACUUCUCAACUAGAUGGACCUGUGAUCGGAAGGGAUGAAGCAAAAGCACUUAUUGUUGAUAAAUUGCUGUCAAAAGAAGAGCAUAGUACCAGCAUUUUUCAGAAUUAUCAAGUAGUUGCCAUUGUUGGUACGCCUGGAAUAGGAAAGACAACACUCGCAAAACAUAUAUUCAACGAUACUGCAACUGCACAGUUUUACCCUAAGGGAUGGGUGUCUGUGUCUGACGAUUUUGACCUUGUGAGGGUGACAACAGCAAUUCUUGAAUCAGUCACGUCAGCUCAUGUUGAGGAUUUCAAGCAGCUUAAUUCAAUUCAGGAGAAGUUAAGUAAGGAAUUGGCUAGCAAGAAGUUUUUAAUUGUUCUAGAUGAUGUCUGGCAUACAUGUCACUAUGAUCAAUGGACAACACUGCAGUCUGCCUUUCGUGCUGGAGCAGCAGGAAGUAGGAUCAUAGUGACUACACGCGAUGCAAAUGUCGCAAACAUGAUGGGAGACACUAGCCCUUAUAAUUUGGGGUUAAUAUCAAAAGAGGAUUGUUGGAAAAUCUUUAAGCAACAUGCACCCGUAAACGACAGACCCCAAAAUGUUGAGUUACUCAAAGAGCAAAUUGUUGUAAAAUGCAAUGGCUUACCGUUGGCUGCAAGAACUUUUGGUGGUCUUUUACGUUGUAAAAGAGUAGACGAAUGGGAAGAAAUAUUAGACCACAAGAUGUGGAAUCUAUCCGAUCAGAUGGCGGACAUCCUUCCGGCAUUGAAAUUGAGCUAUCAUUAUCUCCCUUCAAAUUUAAAACGGUGUUUCACGUACUGCGCAAUACUUCCAAAUGAUUAUGAAUUUGGAGAGAUGCAAUUGAUCCUGUUGUGGAUGGCAGAGGGUUUGAUUCCGCAGCUACCAGAACAAAAUAAACAAAUAGAAGAGUUGGGCCGGCAGUAUUUUCAAGAGUUGGUGUCUAGGUCAUUAUUUCAGAAGUCAAGCAAACGAAAGUCGCGAUACAUAAUGCAUGACCUCGUUACUGAUUUGGCACGUUGGGCUGCAGGAAAUUCAUGUUCUAGAUUGGAGGAUAUGCAUAAUUAUGACUCUAGAUGUUUGCCCAAGGUUCGUCAUUCGUCUUACAUUCGUGGUCACCAAGAUGGGGUUAAAAAGUUUGAGGUCUAUUAUGAGGCUAUAUGUUUGCGAACAUUCUUACCACUUUCACUUUCAGAUUUCCACGUUGAUUAUCUGGCUCUGAAGGUCACUUCUGAUUUAUUGCCCAAACUCCAAUACUUACGGCUGCUCUCUUUGAAUGGAUAUCAAAUGACCGAGCUGCCAAAUACAAUUGGUAAAUUGAAGCAUCUACGGUAUCUUGAUCUUUCUCACACUCGAAUAAGAAGUUUGCCGGACUCAACAGCCACUCUUUACAACUUGCAGACAUUGAUAUUACAUGGUUGUUAUCAGUUGAAGGCACUACCCACAAGCAUGAGGAAUCUAGUUAAUUUGCGUCAUCUCAUCAAUUCAGAUACAUUUUCAUUGGAAGAAAUGCCUCCUCAGCUUGGUCGAUUGACUAAUCUCCAAACAGUGUCUAAUUUUGUUAUUGGCAAAGGUAGUGGAUUAAGAGUAAGAGAGAUUGGGUCAUUGUUGCAUCUGCAAGGGAAAUUGCACCUCUCAAGACUAGAGAAUGUGGUUUGUGUCGAGGAUGCUAGAAGUGCCAGCUUAAAGAGCAAGGAAAGGCUUGAAGCUCUGUUUCUUUCGUGGUCUUCUUCAAGUGACUCAACAGAAAUUGCAGACCAUGUGCUUGCCAUGUUACAACCUCAUACCAAGCUCAAAGAGCUCACCAUCGAGGGUUAUGACGGAUUGAAAUUUUCAACAUGGAUUGGAGACCCUUCAUUCUUUAAUAUGGUGCGUGUAAGGUUAGAACGUUGUCAUCAUUGUCAAUUCUUGCCACCAUUCGGACAAUUGCCUUAUCUCAAAGAACUUUAUAUACAAGAAAUGGAUGCAGUGGAAAGCGUUGGUCAUGGGUUUUAUGGAGAAGGUAACUUGCCGUUUCAAGCUUUAGAGACCCUUAAGUUUCAGAAUCUGAAAUAUUGGAAGAAGUGGUCUCCUUGCCAACAAAAUGAGGGGGUUGGGGUUUUCUCUGGCCUAGAAAAGCUUUCCAUCAAGGGCUGCCCCAAAUUGGAGGGUAGUUUACCGAAGAAGCUUGAUUCAUUAGCACAGCUGGAGAUAUGUGGAUGUGAGGAACUGGUGAUUUCAAUAUCCAAUUAUAAACAGCUUCAUGAAUCAAACAUAAAAAAUUGCAAGAUGGUGGUUUGCGACACAAGUCCAGCUCUCUUAGACAAGUUGACAUUUUCAAAUAUUUCAGAGUUGAGAUUCCAAACAGAGGCGUUCAUGAAAAGCUUGAAAAAUGUUAAAGAGUUGAAUAUUACUGGUUGUGAGGAGCUGACAUGUUCCUUUCAGCAUGAGGAUAGAUUACUGCAACACUUGAUUUCUCUUGGUAGUUUGUAUAUUGAAGACAACUCUGCACUUGUUGAAAAGCUAGGGAAAGAAGCAGAGCAGUUGGUGCAAUUGCAAAUACUGGAUUGCAAGCUUAAACGUCUAGAAUUGAGCAAGUGUGGAACCUUUUUGAAGGUGCCAGAAGGAUUGCAUCACCUUACAUCUCUUCAAGAGCUUCACAUAAAGGGAUGUUCAAGUCUUGUUUCUUUUCCGGAUGCUGGUCUGCCACCUUGUCUUAAAGUUAUAGAAGUUCAGAACUGCGAUUCUCUUUUGCACUUUGCAAAAUACCAGAUUGCUCCAAGCCUGAGAAGAAUAGGGAUUCGGGAAUGUGAGAAAUUAAAAUCAUUGAUAGAGAAAAAGGAGGUGGUGGUGGACAGCUCUUGUUCGUCUUAUUGUCUCGAGUAUUUGCAGAUAAGGAACUGUCCAUCUCUGUUAUCGUUAUUAUGCAAACCCCAAUUAUCCAGGGCCCUUAAACAGCUUCGCAUAUGGGAUUGUGAACAGCUGGAGUUAAUAACCGAGAGGUUCCUCGAUGACACCUGUCAACUCGAAGAAAUUCAUAUCACAACAUGCCCAAACCUUAAAUCCUUACCUGAGGGACUGUGCCACCUCACCAAUCUUCAGUCAUUAUAUAUUUGGGAAUGUCAAAGUCUGGUUUCGUUGCCGAGGUUGAGUGUGUGGCCAAGAGUGAUGAAUAUCGAAGCUUGCGAGAAGUUGGUGGUGGCACACUUGCUGAGAGACAUGAUGCACUCUAAUAAUCUUGAGGUUUUGACGAUUGAUUACUGUGAAGGUUUGACUACUCCUACCUUUCCCCCCAACCUAACAUCACUUGAAAUUUACAAGAUCAAGAAUUGUAAGGCGCUGAUGGAAUCUCAGGGGUUGCACAUACUCACAUCUUUGAGAGAAUUGACUCUAUGGGGUAAAGAUGAUCUAGGUCUGGUGUGCUUUCCACCUGGUGAGAAUUCGAAGGAGAAGGAGAUGCUGCUCCCCAGAUCUCUUGUUACAUUGAUAAUUCAAGGCUUCCCAAAUCUAAAGAAACUGAGCAAGGACUUUCAAUUCCUCACCUCUCUUGAAACUCUUGAAAUCUGGAACUGUCCGAAGCUUACAACCAUUCCAGAGAAGGGCCUGCCUCUUUCACUUGCGCAACUUGAGAUUAUUGAGUGUCCUCUACUUGAAGAGAGAUGCAAAGGACGAUACAGGCCCAAGAUAGCACACAUCCCUUGUGUACGAAUUAAGAGCUCCUCGAUCUAGUGGUUUCCAGGUCUGCUUAUGCUCAAAACUGUAGAGCACAUCCUUUUCCUCCUCCACAGAAUAUGAUAUUUGGAUUCUCAAUUCCAGCCUUUCCAGUAAGUUUGUGAUACACUGAUUUGUAGCUUUGUAUCUAUGGAAACAAUAUCAGCUCUGUCGAGGUUUGUCAAUGAAACUUAGCUUUCAAAAUGCAAUUCAAUUUGUUAGUUUUGUAUUGUGGAAUGUAGGUUGAUAUUGUGGACUUCAAUGGUAGAUUUUUGGCUCGGUGCAAAUCCCAUGAUAUUAGUCAUUACUAAGGUUCUUAAGCAGCUCAUUAAUACUUAUGUAACGUGACAUUGAUGCAUGCUACUUUCUAAUUGGACUUUCUAAUUUUAGGUUGAUUUACUUGCCAAGGGGACUGAUUUUAAUUGUAUUGGUGAUUGGGUUGUGGAGGCCACCGUAAAGAAGAAGCUUAAGUAAGAUUUGUUUCCUUGGCCAUGCUUUUACUUAUGCAUACAGUAUCAAUCUAAAAGUCUCGUUGAGUGCUUCUUGGCAGUGUUAUGAGUGUUCAUCUGACGAGUUCAAAGUCUUUGGUUGGAGUAGCUGGAGUUGCAUUAGAGAUUCAAAAGAAGAAGAAGGGACGGGACGUGGAUGUUAUGGUGAGCUUCUUGGUGGGAAUUCUGGAAGUUUACUUAGUACUGAGUAUGUAAUUUUAUCAAGUGAAUUUAGCACUUUUCAGAACCUGAGGAGUUUUUUACUUGAUGCCCCUGCAUUUGGAGUGUGUGGUUUUCGUGAAAUGCUAUGAAUUUGAUUGAUUCUCAAAAUAUGACUUCACAUUUUAGAUAUUAACCUGUUGAUUGUAUGGUUAAAAGCUUUUGAAUCAGCACAUACUUCUCCAAGGGUAUUU
This is a messenger RNA of Rosa chinensis, 5185 nucleotides long. Its product is annotated as putative disease resistance RPP13-like protein 1. Gene Ontology annotation, molecular function: ADP binding; protein binding. Bases 127 to 4302 code for a protein of 1391 amino acids. The transcript has 4 exons. Lineage: Eukaryota; Viridiplantae; Streptophyta; Magnoliopsida; Rosales; Rosaceae. The record is from RefSeq and is a predicted model, not a curated record. Gene Ontology annotation, biological process: defense response to other organism.